Molecule: messenger RNA, 1185 nt
Organism: Trichoderma gamsii
Lineage: Eukaryota; Fungi; Ascomycota; Sordariomycetes; Hypocreales; Hypocreaceae
Exons: 1
Coding region: 1-1185 (394 amino acids)
Source: RefSeq, a predicted model, not a curated record
AUGCGCCGUCUCCCUGCCUGGUUCGUCCGCAGCGGCACCUCCACCGGCCUGCUCUUCAAUCGCGCCUCUCUCCCUCCCAUCCACAGCCAAUGGCAGCCCAUCCUCGCUCCCGCAAUGGGCUCCCCUGACCCUGUCUACGGCCGUCAGCUAAAUGGCAUGGGCUCCGGCAUCUCCUCCACAUCUAAAGUCGUCGUCAUCGGACCUCCUCCGUCUGGCUCCGAUUCAACCUCCGGCCAUGGCUCCGGCAAUAGCUCCGGGGCGGGGCCGAACGUUGACGCCGAGUUCACGUUUGUCCAGGUCGGAAUCCGGGACGGCUCUCUGGAUCUCGCCGGCACAUGCGGCAACAUGUCAGCCAUUGUCGGCCCGGCCGCCUGGGACAUGGGCAUCGUGCCACCAUCUCGCAUCCCUUCUCUCGUAACCUACGACGAAGCCACUCACUCCCGCUGGGCAACUCUACGCAUUCUCAACACAAACACGUCCAAGAUCUUCGUUUCGCACUUUAAGCUUGGAGGGGACCCUCUUGUGUACAAUCCACAAGGGAAUUAUGCCAUGGAUGGUGUUCCCGGGACGCAAUCCCCCAUAACGCUCAGCUUCUUGGAUCCCGCGGGCGCAAAGACAGGAAAGGCUUUACCCACUGGAAACCCCAUCGAUGAGCUAACGCUUGCAGACGGAAGCACCGUCAAGGUGUCGCUGGUAGACGUCAGUAACCCUGGAGUCUUCAUCACAACUUCAAGCCUAGGCCUCGACGACGCCACGGCCGCAAACCUCACUCCCGCCAUAGUCGAGGUGGAUAUCGCUCUCAAAACACGUCUCGAAGAGAUCCGUCAAGCCGGGGCCUCAGCAAUGGGCCUCGAUCCCAACAUCGAGAGUGUCCCCAAGGUCGUCAUGCUGUUACCUCCAAUCGCCAGAAAGACUUCCCAGAUCGACAUCCAGUGCCUCGCCAUGUCCAUGGGCCAGGCACACAAGGCCGUUCCCUUGACAUUAUCGCUGUGUCUAGGUGCAGCAUCUCAGCUUGAGGGGACGAUUGCUGCAGAGCUCAUAGGCGGCGAAAAGAAGGAUGUCAUCAGGAUUGGGCAUCCGAGCGGCGUGGUGGACGUGGGUACAGCAGUGAGAAAUGGCACUAUUGAAGAGGCGAAGCUGCUGCGGACGGCGCGGGUGUUGAUGAAAGGAGAUGUAUUUUAUUGA